This is a messenger RNA of Rotaria sordida, 561 nucleotides long. The record is from the annotation of a GenBank genome assembly. NCBI's taxonomy places the organism in Eukaryota, Metazoa, Rotifera, Eurotatoria, Philodinida, Philodinidae.
AUGAACAAUUGGUUUUAUAUGAAUCGAAUAACAUUUAAAAAUCUUCUUAAUGAUGAAUUAGGUUCACAUCUUACGAAAAAAUUAUUAUCACUCGAUUUUGAUCAUCCAAUAUCAUUUAUGAUUGGUGAAACAUCAGAUGAAAUUUUAAUAAAAAUUCAACAAACAUUUAGUCGUAAAAUUUGUCAUCAAUUCAUUUGUAAUGAACAUUGUAUAUCAUGUUCAUUUAAUCCAUCAACAUAUGCAAAAUUAACUUGGUUUGUUCAACGUUUACUAAUUAUGAGUCCAUUACGUAAACCUUUUAUUAAACAAAUUUCAUUAGGAAAAUUAUCUAAUGAAGAUUUAUCAUGUAUAAAAAAUACGAAUGUUAUAACUACUUACAAUUCCAUUGAAGAAAAUUCAUUAAGUGUUAAUAUAAACAAAAAUAAUAAUAAUAAUAAUAGAAAUAUAUCAAUUCAAAAUUCAAAUGAUGAAUGUUCAGAAUGUGAAAAGUUAACAAUGAUUAUAUUAAUUAUGUUCUCUAUUAUUGGUUUUAUUGUUUUUCGUACUAUUUUCAUUUAUUGA